AUGGACAAUGGUUUAGAUGCAUCGCAGAUAUCACAUAUAUCGUUCAGCGGAAUCGAACAUGAAUCAACACCAAUCAGGAAUUCACGCGUCAUUUCAACUGAAAAAGCAGGCACUGAUGUAGACGAGAUAGAAAACCAAGAUGAAAUUGAAGUUAAAAUCGAAGCUGAAGCUGAAACCGAAACCGAAAUCAGCGAUGACGAGGAGACUAAUGAAUUCAGAAGUAUUGUGGAAACUCACCCUGAAUUGAAUAUAGCUGGAAAAGAAUUACAUCAACUAAACCCGGUGAAUGUUGCUCAUGUCAUGUUUUCUCCCGAGAAAAAGAAUAGACAACGAGACUUGCAAACAGUGCAAUCAUUUGAAAAUAUAUCAGGAAAGCCAAAAGGAGUACCAACAGAAAUCAAUCGAGAAAUAUCCUCGGUCCCCUCCGCUAUUUCCACAACCACUCUCGCUGCUAGUGUAAGUAAGGUUUUUGACCCAUUUACUCCUUAUACUUUAAACUUGUACCUUCAACUAAUUGUCAAUUGUAUCCUUUGGUCAAUCAUCAUUUUUCUUGUUUACUCUGCUAUCACCACAAUAAGAACAGACAUUCAAAUCAAAACCGAGCAGUUCACACUACAAAUCCUAGAGGAGAUUGCAAAAUGUUCACGUGAAUACAUACGAAACAAAUGUGACUCUCCGCAUAGGCCUCCAGCGAUAGACCAUGAGUGUGAUUUAUUGAACCGGUGCCAAAAUCAGGAUCCCUCAAAGUUUGCCAAGCUGAAAAUCUCGGUAGAGUUGAUUGCAGAGAUUGUAAAUGCAUUUUUCAGUAAAAUAAGUUUCAAAAGCUUAGUAGUUUUGAUCUUGAUAUUGAUGGUUACGAUGGUGAACACCAGCUUGGCUGUACGAGAUUUUCAGUCGGUACAAGUACGUAAAAUGGAGAAUAAAGUGGAACUGAUUCAACGUGAAAAUAAAUAUAAAAAGGAGCAAGAACUUGUUGAAGAGGAUCAAGAAACGGUAUUUAUCGAACAGGAGCUAAACCUGUGA
Messenger RNA from Lodderomyces elongisporus, 1023 nucleotides. RefSeq lists its product as uncharacterized. The transcript has a single exon. NCBI's taxonomy places the organism in Eukaryota, Fungi, Ascomycota, Pichiomycetes, Serinales, Debaryomycetaceae. The coding region runs from base 1 to 1023 and encodes 340 amino acids. The record is from RefSeq and is a predicted model, not a curated record. Gene Ontology annotation, cellular component: nuclear envelope; nuclear membrane. Gene Ontology annotation, biological process: lipid homeostasis; nuclear envelope organization.